Molecule: messenger RNA, 1014 nt
Organism: Aspergillus fischeri NRRL 181
Lineage: Eukaryota; Fungi; Ascomycota; Eurotiomycetes; Eurotiales; Aspergillaceae
Product: putative epsilon-lactone hydrolase
Exons: 5
Coding region: 1-1014 (337 amino acids)
Molecular function (GO): hydrolase activity
Source: RefSeq, a predicted model, not a curated record
AUGCACACUCUGACAGCCUGUGAUAAACUAGAUGCGUUCAACGGCUGGUUUUCAGUUGUCGUAGAGGCAAUAUAUGCUGCAGCCACAGGGUUCUUCCGAGGCCCUUCAGGCGCAGAUACCUAUCAUCAUCAUUUGAUCCAAGCUAUCAUCAAGAAGUCUUAUGACCAACUGUACCUGCACUACUGUCAAAAGACUGGUCUCCAGCCACAUUUUGUCUCGAAUAUCCGCGGGCUGAAAGGGUUCUGGAUUGGCAGUCCCUCCGCGAAAUACAUCGUCUUCAACUUUCACGGCGGUGGUUUUGCCAUGGAUGCGACAGCUCCCUACCUUGAUUUUUGGCCGCGGAUACAGAAGACUCUCGCAAAUGCUGGCAUAGAAACUGCUUGGUUCCAUUGCACAUACACACUGACACCGCACGCGGCAUAUCCGACUCAAUUUCGCGAAGCCGUUGAAGCUCUACGGUACAUUCUAGAGGAUGUUGGCCACUCACCGUCGCAAAUUCUACUAGCUGGUGACUCUGCCGGCGCAAAUCUGUGCCUGGCAGUACUGUCCCACUUAACGCAUCCCUCCGAAGACGUGCCAGAGCUAGUCAUCAACGAACCCAUUAAAGGUGUUAUUCUUAUGUCUCCGUGGGUCUCAUUUCGCCACAAUUGGCCGAGCGUAGAAGCCAGUGAACAUAGGGAUAUCGAUGCAAAGGACGUCACGAUGCAGUGGUCGCAAGCGUAUCUCAAUGGAAGGGAGUCAAACAACUAUAUCGAAGCAGCAGAAGCACCAGAGUGGUGGUGGGACAACACCCGAGUCCAGCAGACUCUGGUGCUGGCCGGUGGUGACGAGGCUCUAUUAGACCCGAUUAAAACUUGGGUCAAUAGCUUCAAAAAAGCAAAUCACGAUACGACUCUGGUAAUCGGGGAAAGAGAGUGCCAUGUUGCACCUCUGGUCUGGCCGAUGUUUGGUGACUAUCAUGAGACCCAGCAGGAGCGAGCCUUGAAGCAUUGGCUACUGGAACGGUUAGAUUAA